Messenger RNA from Clonostachys rhizophaga, 999 nucleotides. The record is from the annotation of a GenBank genome assembly. NCBI's taxonomy places the organism in Eukaryota, Fungi, Ascomycota, Sordariomycetes, Hypocreales, Bionectriaceae.
AUGGCAAAGGCGCUUCUCACCGCGCUGAUAUGUGUUAGGUACACCGUCAUCACAACGGUACGGUCACAGGAAAAGGGCGAUCAUGUUAUCAAAGCACAACCCGAGUCGUUGAAGCCCAAACUUUCAUAUGCAAUCGUGGGCGAUAUUGCUCAACGCGACGCUUUCAAUGCCGUCGUUCGAUCUAACCCUGAUCUCGACUAUGUGAUUCAUACUGCAUCCCCGUUUCUGGCCAAGUUUGAAGACCCUGUUUUAGAUGUUCUCGAACCGGCCAUCAAUGGAACCGUGGGCAUUCUCAGGGCUAUUAAAGAGCAUGCUCCCCAGGUAAAACGAGUGGUUAUCACCUCUUCUUUUGCAGCCAUCGUAAACACUGAAUCACCACCAAAAGUUUACGAUGAAAGCUCAUGGAAUCCUGUUACAUGGGAUGAGUCUUUGUCAGAUAAGUCGAAGACAUAUCGUGGAAGCAAGUUUUCUGAUUACCGCGUCACCAUGCAGACGUUUGCAGAAAAGGCUGCAUGGGGAUUUUUCGAUAAAGAAAAGCCUUCAUUCGAUAUUACCACUAUUAACCCGCCACUUGUUUAUGGUCCUGUUGCUCACCACCUAGAGAAUCUUGAUCGGCUGAACACGUCAAAUUUGAACAUUCGAGAUAUUAUCCAGGGCAAAUACAAAGAUAGCCCCCUGCCUCCCACGGGGACAUUUCUUUUCACCGAUGUCAGGGACCUUGCACUUGCGCAUGUGAGGGCUAUUGAGGUUCCUGAAGCUGGAGGGAAGCGUUUCUUCGUCGUUGCGGGACACUGCUCGCAUAAGCAAAUUGUCGAUGGGCUUCGGAAGACUCAUCCUGAGCUUUCGUCCCGGCUUCCUGAAAAUCCGCGGGACGAUUUCCCUACCGAUGUGUACGGCUAUGACAAUUCAAGAGCGAGGGAAAUACUCGGGAUUGAAUUUAAAUCGCUCCAAGACUGUAUUAGAGAUACCGCCACUUCACUUCUUGAAUUAGGUGCAUGA